AUGGACGCGGACUCGGCAUUUGUCCGACUCAACAGCCGUUUGGUGCGAUCCCUGUCUGUAAAUGCCGUUCAAGACCCGGACACGAUUUCGCAUACGCCUUUGUUCCGUGAUACUUGGAGCAGACAAGCGCUGAAUUUGACCAUGAUCCAAUACCGUGGCUCGACGAAGUUCGGCGAGAACAUCUUGCAAAUCGAGCAAUUCAAUGACGUUCCAGUUCGGUGGACCUCCGAAAAGCUCACCUUAUUCUUGGUGCUAACCAGCAGCUCUUUGAUUGUUUACGCCGAGCAAUCCCGAAAUUUUAAGGAAGCCUACAUUUCUAUUGCUGAAAUCAACGAUUUUAAUUCGGCCUUCAAAAUGAGCAUAUCUACGAUGCUCGAUGAACUUACGAAAAGCGUCCGACGAGUGGUCGCUGUUGCCGAACGAUCGUACGAUUAUCAGAAAUGGUCCUUGCAUUUAUUCGACGUGGACGCGAUUUUUGGGGCAAUACGAACGAAAAAGAUUGAAAACCUGAAUGCCUUUGGUGACCUUCAGUUUUUGGAUAAUCCGCGUCAUGACCACCCAGUGUUGUGUCUCACGAGUCAAUAUCCACUUGGUCCAAAUAUGACUCAUGUCUUGGAUUUCUAUGCGCUUCAUUUUGAUAAUGGAAUACCGACUGCGAGGUGGCUGGAAAAAUUCUUCGUCCACAACGGGACACUGGUGACCAGUGCGGAACACGGACGAGUGUUGUAUGUGGCAUUCGUGGAGCCUCAAAACGUGGUCGUGAUCACAAAGGAUAAAAAAGAACUGAAGCCACGCUUCUUGCAAUCUCUGGAUCUCCCGUCUGAUCGUGGCUCAGUUCAACAAGCGACCAUGAUGCCACUUCCGGUUUUGCCAAAACUGAUUGUCACCAUGCAACGGAGUUUGGUUGUCUUCGGACUGAAGACGCAAAUGUUUCAUCUGCAGAAUGAGAUUCUCGCGAAUCCACCGACGGCGGAAAUUCUCGGCUUUGUGCCGCUGAAGUUCGACUAUUGCGGCUCAUUUUUUGCCUACCUCCAGGAAUUGCGAAUAGACUCGGCUUCUAGCCAAGUGUCUGUUGACAUCGGCACGCUCGAGGAGUCUGAUAAAGGACUUACUCUGCGACGGGCACAUAUGGCGUCUCUGCCUUGUUUUGACGAACAUUCGCAACCCAUUGCUUGUGACAAGAUUUCCGAAAUGGAUUUCCGAACUUUCACCGUUUCAAGCAACGGCCUCAUCGCCGAAGUGGCGGCGGAUUCCAUUGUUCCUGGGACAGAUUCCGUGCUUUUCUUCGAAGUCCGUGCCACCAUAGUGGACCAGCCGAACCCAGCACUGGCCAGCUUCCACGCAAUGCGAUCGAAAUUGGAGUCUUUGGACAAUGGAUUCAACGGAGCGGUUGAUCAGUUGAACAAGUUUGAGGAGGGCAAGGAUGAUUGCGUGGAAUCCGAUGACCAGCUUGUGCAGAUUCUCACCAACUCGACUAUAGAAAACGUUUACGUCCAUGAAAAUACGUCGAUUAAAGGAGAGUGGGAUUCAAACUUGACACAAGUCAAUGUGAACAUUUCGAGGUUUGAUAACGAAACAGCCAGGGAUCUUCAAACCACAGUCAUGCAGCUGAUCGACGCAUUAACUGGUCUUCAGCGGAAACUAGAUUCUGCCGAAAACGCGACCAGUGUGCCGAGCACGACGUCCGCUGUGAUCGAUGAUCUGAUAGUCGCGGAUAAGCCAAAUUUCCCCAAGAAUUACAUUCUGGUCGAUAAAAAGCCGAGUGUCGUUGAUUCCCGACUAACGAUGUCAGGAUUGUUGGAGUGCACCGCUGCUACUGUGUCCAAUUUGAAUGGGAGAGCUGAUCCUAAUUUUAUGUCUCGGAAUCAGCCCGAGCUUGUUUUCAAUGCAUCCGUCGGAUUCAAUGAAGCAGUAUUCACGAACGUCGUCGGAUUGAUCCAGUCCGAGGACUCGUUGGGAAACUCUCGCCCUCUGUCGCCAGAUGGCCUCGUCUUUGCUGAUCAGCACGUGGACUUCUCGUGGGAAGUGUUUGCGUCUGGACCGGUGUGGAUAAAAAAUCUGAACGAUACGACUUCCACACUGGACUCAGAGAAAAGUUCACUCCACAGUCGAUUGACUAACCUUGUCCCUCGCAACGAUCUAACACCGCACACUAUCACUUCUUCCAAAGGAUUUUCUGACAUGAUUGUUGCUAGUCGAAUUAUGGACUGUGGAAGUGAAACUACUGUGAAUGAUCUUGGGAAUGUGCAAACCUUUCGUGACAAAAGUGUCCGAAAAGCUUUGGCGCAAGUGCGGUUCUCUGAGAUCGAAAUCAACGGAACUGUGCGAAUUUCCGGGUCUUACAAAUCUGAAGACCAUGACCAACCGUACGCUCCCGUCAUGCAAAGCAACUCGACUCCCACGUACGGCCCACAGUUGAAAUACAUUAUCGGAAAUCUUACCGUGGAUACCGCAGUUCUAGAAUCAGUCUGUGGUGUCAAAUUUCCUGACGGGAUAAUUCCUCUGGAUUCCUCGCUUCCCCGGCGAAAUUUAGGAACAGUAGUGUUUCCUGAAGGGAUCAGGACUUCUAACCUGCAAAUGCUGAGCCUUAAUGAUAAACCUGCUGAGCAGCAGUUGAUGGCUGGUUUGACACCAAAGAUAGACACGUGGACAGUUGAUUCGUUGGAAGUUGGGCCCGCAGUCACGCUGACUGUGAACCAGUCGCUGAAGGUAGAAAUGGUGAAUCAUGAACCUGCAGAAAAAAUAGCACAGACUGUCAUUACCACGAACACGGCGAGCCUCCAUGAUUUCGGAAAUCUCAAUGUUUCGGUGUUGGAAGCGAAGCACGUCGAACUGCCCGUAGGGCAUGUGUUGACCAACCUCAUGCGUUACAACGAGUCGCAGUCCUUAACUGGUCCGAUUACAUUUAAUUCGUCUGUGACUUUGGGAAACGUAUCGACGGAGAAAUUGGCAACGUACAACUUCACGGCCCUCGACAGGGAAGCUGUGCCUUGCUCGGCAUCUGCAACAAAAUCUGUCAAUCCACAAUUGCGUUUCGUUGGGGAAAAACUGAACUUGGAAUCGGCGAAAAUUAACCGAGCAAUGUGUGGAUUUCAGAUCAAUGAGUUUGUUUUCAAAGAUGACACGGAAAUUCAAUUCAGGACUCCAGUGAUGGCGUCAAAAGUGGAAAUUCAUGGUAACGUCUUCUUCUCCGAAAAAGAAAAUCCUCAGUUUGACAGAUUUCUCCGGGACCGAAUGAAACUCCGGGGCGAGGAGCAAAUAAUUGCCAAAAGCUUGAUUCUUCCUGAUCUUGUCGCCGAAAAACUCGCCUAUAGGACCUUGAAUGGAAUAACUGCGGAUCCCACGGCAUUUUCACAACGUGUCACGGUGAAUGGAUCCUUGAACAUUGAAGUCUUGAACGGAAGGGCGAUGAAGAAUCUGCUCACAAGCAAAAAUGCCGAUCAAAAAAUCACGAUCACUGGGACUAUGAAUGUAUCUAGCGAAGGAACCACUGCUUUGGCCGGUGAAAUCCAACUGGGAACAUUGGCUUCCUCUUCAGUUGAGGAGUUCACGAUUUCAGCGCUGGAGGCUCUCGCUGCCAAAAGUAGUGAAACCAUGUCAAGCACAAUGGUGGAUGGAUCUAAAGGUGUGACGAUCAUCGACUCCGAAGAAUUUGCAGUGCGUCAUCUUUAUUGUUCACAAUUGAACGGCGCUCCUCUGGAUUCCAGUUUGAAUUCAGCAGUAAACCUAAAUGCGUCAGAAAACCUGAAGAUCAAUGUCAUCGUUUCGAACCUGGCAUUGAGUCCUGAUGUACCGAGCACAGCGGCGAAAUUGAACAGCAAACCUUGGGGCAAAAUUUCUCAGCAAGCUAUUCAUUUACCUGGAAUCUUCAAACCGAACUUCCUCGCAUGCACAAAUAUUGAAGUCGAGGAGUUGAACAUCACCGGAAUUUCUGGUAUAGAUUUCGAUCUCCAAUGUCAAAAGUUGGACCAGCCAAUCAACGCGGAAGAGAGCGUCUGGACUUUCACUGACAACAUAAAUGUCACCCAACUCGACGCUGUCGUGAAAAAUUUCGAUAUUAUUAACGAUGCUGUAAUCGUGCCAAUCAACGCCGAUCAGCCUUUGAAAUUGAAACAGCUCAACAUGAAUGGGGCCGUUGUGCUCUCCAACCUCAGUGCAGACAACGUGGGACGAAUGGAGAACUUCGCAAAAUCGUUCAAGAAUAUCAUCAAGGUUGAGUUACAAUUUCCCGCUGACCGGCAAAAAACUUCCGCGGAACGGCGCCGGUCUGCGGGUUGGGGAACACUGAAAAAAUCGGACGAAGCUCAAUCCAUAGCUGAGACCAAAGUCGUGGAGCGCGACUUGACCAUCAUGAAUUCCACGGAAGUAAUGCGAUUGUGCCAAUGUGGUGAAGCGCCGGAUUAUCAAGAGCAGUAUUGUAUUUCCCCUUCAGAAAUUGUGCCGCAAAAUUCUGUCGUCCCCGUCAGGAUUAAAGGAAAUAUCAGGGGAUCUUCUUGGCAAUCUGGCGGUCUUCACUGUUCAGAGUCGUUCAAUGGUCAUCCAACGAAUGAACUCGUCAGCAAGUUGUUGCGCACUGAUAAUCCACCAGUGCUGAAUGAUACGAUCGUCGUGAAAAACAAUGCGACACUUCGAGCUCCGAUUGCGGCUGAUUCGCGGAUUUUCGUCAAGGGAACUUCGACUUCGCUGAAGGCCAUUCAUGAUGGACUAAUUGUUGCUCGACAGGAGGAAAAACAAAGAGCAAGAAAACUGCAGGUUCAGCUCCAGGAGUUGUGCGGCGAAUGGACACGAAUCCUUGGUGAAGUUGGAGGCAGCGCCAAAAUUAUUGACUCGUUCGAACUGGCCAUGGUUGCAGGAAGCCCUGGUAUCCCAAUCAAAGCUGCUGUCAUGUUCGAGUUUGACGGGGCGGUGAAUGUUUUGGCAUGUCAUGCAAGCCCUCUUGAAAAUUUGAAACCCGGACAUUGUCGGUUCUGUCGCCUGCACUUCAACAACUUGGGUGCACUGCAUCCUACAAAUGCUUUAUUGGUGGAUAUCGAGAGUUUCGUGACGGGUAUCGAUUUUUUGCAUCACGACGGCGAACACCUUUUCGUGGUAUCUACGGAUUCGGGUCCCUGGGAUUGCGAUGCCAACCAGGCUCAGAUUUCGCUUUACCGCUUUCGUUCCCCGUAUUUCACGCUAUUGGCUAAAUCGAAGCUCAGUUCCACAAGACCGAGAAAGGUCAAGCUGAGUGACUUUGAAGGAAAAUUGAAAGUGCUGGUCGCAGCCGAAGACGGUUUGACAACGCAUGAAAUACUCUCCGAUGAUCUCAGAGGCCCUUAUGAAUUCCGCACCGUAGGCCAGAUUAUACCAGCGAAUGGGGAUUUUGAUGUUCGAGCCGCAGUUCCAGAUAAUUCGCUCAUCACAUUUGCUGCUAAAGUGAAUGAUCGAAGUACCGAAAUUUCCCUUUACAAUCAAGAUGGGUUCGCACUAGCUGAGCGCUUUGCAACCAGCCCAGUUUUACAAGCUUUUGAUGUUUUCCCGUCUGCAUUUGGUACAAAAUUAGUGUCGGUCGAGCGGAACUACCAACCAAAUAUCAAAAUUCCACUUGUACAGGUGGUGCAUGUGAUGAGAGAUACUGAAGGGUACCGGAAAGCAGCAGAAAUCCAGAUCUAUUUACGGGAAUUGCCCGAUACCCACAACCUCAGACAUCCGGUGGAUGCUAAGGGAUUCAGCAUUACAAAUGAUGUUACUUACUUGGCGAUUGCUGUUGAUGGAACGAGCAUAUCGAUCCAUCAAUUACUUGGAUCCUCUGGAGCUGAAGAGUUGCUCAACGUGCACGCAAAAGACAUUGUGAAAUUACUACCGGUACUCAAAAUUGGCUCAACUGUGUAUUUGGGAGCAUUAACAUCGAAAAACGAUAUCUUGGUUUUCUCGUCGAGGAACUUGGGCAAAUCCCGACCAGAUGAUAGCCAAGUUUGCCAAGUGGGUUAUGCUAGUGGUGAAUCGCUGCUGCAAUCCUUCAAUUCGGAGGCUUCUUCGGGAACAGUCAUUGCCCAGAGGGAAGCCAUCAGUUCUGCCCAGACACCUCUGGAAAAGUUUGCUGAGUUGGCUAAAUUGGGAGUGGCCCUUUGGCUCGAGAAGUCAGCGGUUCCGGGGGUUUUCAACGAGAAGAAGACGACGUUGGACAAAAUUUUAGAAUGA
Molecule: messenger RNA, 6177 nt
Organism: Notodromas monacha
Lineage: Eukaryota; Metazoa; Arthropoda; Ostracoda; Podocopida; Cyprididae
Source: the annotation of a GenBank genome assembly